CCUAAAGAUGGAUAACCUGAAAUUCACGUUAGUGAUUUAUGUUAUACUUUGCUUAUGUGUACCACAAAGUUUAGGACAGAAUUGUCCCAGUACUAGGAAAAUAGGAGAAUCAAAUCCAUCGUCGAAAAAAGACAAAAUUGAUGCAUUUGGUACAGGACUGGGAAUUCUCCUAGACGCUACAGAUGAUGAAUACAAGAUCAACUGCUGUGGAGUGGUUGAGUCCUGGGAGUUCUACGUCAAAACCAACCCGGGUACCGUCCAGCUACAAAUAUGGCGGCCAGACGGUGCAGUGGGACAAUUCAAACUGGUCGGCCAAAACAGCUACACCGUAGAUUCCGGGAACGAAAACGCUGAACUUCUGUACAGUGUUCCAGCCAGCCAAAGAAUAUCCAUCCGCGACGGGGACUACAUUGGAUUCUACACGGCUGGAGACCCAAUGAUCUCACACAAGGUGGAGGGCGGCGCUUCGGAUGGAUAUACCUACAGUACCAGUAUAGGGGUCCUGACUGUGGGUAGUACCUUUGACUGGGGCUCCCAGACAUCAGACACCAGGAAGGAAUAUGCUAUACACGCACGUGUCGACCCGGGUAAUACACCAACUUUAUCUAAUUUGGACCAGACCGUAACUUUUCCGGAUAGCACGGCCGCAAAUACUCUGAUGUAUACCGUGACCUCUUCCGAUAACGAUCCACUGGACACCCUAACCGUUUCUAUGACAACGACUACCUCAUCGUUUUCCUUUGAUGCGGUUUCCGGAGAGGUUCGAAAUACAGGAGCACUUCCGCACGGAAACAAUGACCUGUCUUUCACUGUCACCGAUGAUUGUGGAAAUACAGACACCGGGACCCUCAGAAUAACAGUAACCAAUUCAGUCCCUGUCAUUAAUAAUCUACCAGCAACAGCGGAUAUUACGGAGGAUCACAUGACAGAACAGCUUCUCUACACUCUGGAUGUUACGGAUGCCUCCCUCGCAGACACUGUCAGCUGUACAAUCGCUAGUACGACCCCCUCCACAACGAAUUUCUUCUCCCGAAUAAACGCCGGAAGUACAAGUGUAUAUGGAAUUUACAUCAAGGCCCAGCCUAGCUUAUCUUACGACACUGCGCGGCAGUAUACACUGAUCAUCUCAUGCACUGAUACGAAAGACACAGCACAGGGGUCAUUCAUUGUCUACGUCACGAGGAACAACCCGCCUACGUUCGACAAUCUCCAAGCAACCACCAGUAUCACAGCCAGUAGCACCACCACAGGAACCACGAUCUAUACUGUGAAGUCAACCGACACCGACUCAAGUCAGCUGUACUACAACAUGACGUGUGUUCCAGCCAACUGUCCAUUCACCAUUCAUAACUCUGGAGAAAUACUUGCGACGGCCGACUUGUCGCAGCACACGGUCGCAGGUUACGAUCUUUACAUCUACGUCACCGAUGGCAAGACAUUGGUAGGACCACGAACCUUAACCGUUAUCCUGUUAGGGAUUAACACAUCUCCAGUAAUUACCAAUCUACCACUGGCUUCUCCCAUUUCCAUUCCGGAAAACUCCGCGCUGUCCGCUUCCGUAUUUCAGGUGUCUGUGUCGGAUGUCAACACGGGAGAUACUCACACCUAUACCGCCUCUUACAAUCCUGGGCUUGGCUCUACUCUCUUCUCCUUCAACACGGCAACUGGUCUAUUGUCAACGUCGUCGUCACAGAAUAUUAACUACGAAUCCAUAGUUUCAACCGCAACAACGUAUGUGAUAACAAUCACGGCGACCGACGGCCAAGCGACGGCGACGCAAACCCUUAGUGUCGCCAUAACAAAUCAAAACGAGGCUCCAGUGUUUGGGAAGGACUCUUACGCUAUUUCUGGGAACGAAGGUUUGUCGGGAUCGACAGUUGGUAAUCCUUCCUUUGACGUCACAGAUCCUGACUCCGGUGCCACGCUGACAUAUGCCAUCGACUGUCCAACAUUUAUUAUUAAUUCAAAUAGCGGAGUUAUUACAUUCAGCCAUGACUACGACCUGGAUGUAGCUGGAACCGCCAGUUCUAUCACGUGUACUGUUACAGUGAGUGACGGAGAUUUAAAAGACACAGCAUCAUUGGUUGUCACCAUAAAUGACGUAAACGAUAAUACGCCUACUUUUGGUAGCUCCGCCUACACAUUUUAUGCAAGUCCAGCCACAGGUGUUGGAACAGUUCUAGGCUCCAUCGCGGCCUCUGACGCUGAUAUUGGGGCUUUUGGCACAGUUUCAUACACAAUAGACCAAGUGGUGCUUGGAAAUGAAUACUUUGGAGUGCAAAGUAAUGGGGAUUUUUACGUCAAAAAUGGCCUGACUGCGUUUUCAUCUGGGACAACUUUAACGGUUACCGCCACGGUUGCAGACACAGGUGGAUUACAAGAUACCGCCACUGUCUCUGUCAUUAUCCCGGAAUCUACCACAGCGGCACCAACUACCACCACAGAUCGCCAUAUUACCUUCUUAGAAGACUCGCGCAACAUCGCUUGGUUGACGGUUGCUAGUAUUAUGUUGGCCGGUCUGCUUCUUUUCUGUGCAUACUUGAUAGUUCGAUUUGGAAGCUUUCCUUGUAAAAACGGAUCCUUCAAACCUAACGCCCACAAGGUGAACAGAUGGCCAAGGACAGACAGAACAGAAAAAGUCAAAUUAGCCAGAAAAAAGCAUGCAAAAAACCAUUGGAGGUAUGGAUUGGAAAACGCGCGUGAUAACAAGUACGGACAUUACAUAGUUAACCAUGUGUAACAACAUCUUUCGAUUGAUGAAUAAGAAGUUGUACAAACCUGGCGACUUACUCAAUGCGAGUACUAACUUUUAUACCAGUGUUCGAAAAAAAUAACAGUUGUUGUAUUUCAAUUAUUAUUGUAAAAGAAAUCUGUGGGAAAGGACAAAAAAAAGAAGCAAAAAUAUCAUUUAUUUCUCUAUAGUAGUACUUUGUAGUAUCAUGACGAUAUCUUCAAUAGUUAAAACAAGGAUUGUAGUCAUUAAAUUUCCUUUUAGACUGAUGGAGUGUUUUAGUGUUAUUUUUAAUUGAAUAAAAAAGUGUACUUACAUCGAAUUCGAUCAUUAUUUCC
Magallana angulata is the source of this 3069-nucleotide messenger RNA. Its product is annotated as cadherin EGF LAG seven-pass G-type receptor 2-like. The coding region runs from base 8 to 2740 and encodes 910 amino acids. Gene Ontology annotation, molecular function: calcium ion binding. Gene Ontology annotation, cellular component: plasma membrane. The record is from RefSeq and is a predicted model, not a curated record. Gene Ontology annotation, biological process: homophilic cell-cell adhesion. The transcript has 20 exons. NCBI's taxonomy places the organism in Eukaryota, Metazoa, Mollusca, Bivalvia, Ostreida, Ostreidae.